This is a messenger RNA of Platichthys flesus (European flounder), 1552 nucleotides long. RefSeq names its product matrin-3-like. The record is from RefSeq and is a predicted model, not a curated record. Lineage: Eukaryota; Metazoa; Chordata; Actinopteri; Pleuronectiformes; Pleuronectidae. Bases 481 to 1356 code for a protein of 291 amino acids. The transcript is spliced from 6 exons. Gene Ontology annotation, molecular function: zinc ion binding; nucleic acid binding. Gene Ontology annotation, cellular component: nucleus.
AGGAAAGAAGGGAAUUGGAGAGGAGAGAUAGAAAAAGAGCAUAUGGUGAAGGUUUGUCAAGGUCCUCUUGCUGGUCAGAGGGAUAUAAACAUGGCUCCCGCAGGAAUGUAAAAAACUACAACACAGAGGCAGAGAAAACGGUGAGAAGAUGCUGCUUGGUUUAAAACGGUUGAAACUUGAGUAAUUGCACUGUCCCAAUUCUUCCUCCUUGGCCCUACCCCUAGACAUGAAAUACCCUUUGCAAGUAGUGGGGACAACACUACCCCUUCAUGACAACCCACAAAACUAAGUGGUAGGGCUAAGUGGUGAAUGGUGACAGGGCAUAAAUAUCUUCAUUGUUUUCCUCAAAUUUAACUUUUUGUCCCGUCAUGUCAGGUGGAUGAAGAGGAGGAGUUCCCGUUCAACUUGAGUGACUUUGUGACAGUAGAUGAGGUUGGAGAUGUCACCGACCUUCUUUGCUCUCCUUCUCCAGUUAUUCCCAUGGAAACCACAGAGGUCCAACAGGACACUCCAGAAGACACACCCAUGGAAGUCGUCACAGAAACAACUAUGACGGAUGCUAAGGAGUCUAAUGAGCAAGUAUCAGAGUGUGAACCUGUGAGUGAGCUAACAGCGGAGACUACAGACAGUUCUGUUUCAACACCUGCUGAGGUCCUUACCACAGAAAAAUCCACCAGCUUACCAGCUUCACAAGCGGACUCUUCUCCCAUUCAUUCACCUGCGCCAACAUGUCAGCCUGAAGCAGCCGACACUGGUACUUCCCACUCAUCAACAUCCGAAGAAGUACUUAUUGCCACUCGGGACUCCGCCCCAGAGGUUGAACAUCUUUCAAUUUCCCCUCCAGACAACCCACCUGAAGCUGCCCCUGUGGACCCCUCCUCAAACAAUCUUGCAGCAGGGGCAGAGAGUGAAGAGGAUAAGAAAGAAGACAGAGGGGUUAAUCCCAGUCAGGCUGAUGAGGACUCCCUGGACAAAUCAGAAGAACAGGAGAAGAUGCACAGUCAGGAGGACAAAGACACAGGGACUCCUGCUCCAGAGACAGCAAAGCAAGAAAGUUGUGACCUCACACAAGACCAAACACACAAUCCGAAGGAGAGUGUAAAGAAGUCUGAGACAAAAACUCCCAUGUGCACCAACUGCUCCCUUCCUCCUUUUGACCCCAGCAACCCAGUUGGUAUGGAGUUCUUGGUUCCAAAGACAGGGUUCUUCUGUAAGGUGUGCAAUCGAUUCUUCAGCGGAACAAAAGAGGCUGAAAUCAGCCACUGUAAAACCGCCAAACACUACGAGAACUUAUUGAAAUACUUGCAGAACAUGAAGACUGCCAAACCUGACCGUGGCGCUGAGACCACUGACUGAAUUUUGCGAGUAUUGUCUCUUUAGUUCUCACACAAAGGUCCAGAAUCUCAUAUUGGUUUAGACUAGUCUUAUUUCCUGUCUCUAUUUUAAAACAUAUGUAUUGCUUUUCUUAUGCAAUUAAAAGAAAUGGUUAAAACUGUACAGUGGAAGAGAAGUUGCCAGUUUGAAUUGUGCACAGUAAAAUGUCUUGACUUAA